AUCAGAGAAAAUAAACGAAAUCAAACUAAUAUUAUUUAGCAGGUUGUUCUAGUCAGCGGCAAGAGCAUGAGCACAGUUACAGCUGGUGUAAAGUGCAGCAUCUCAACCUCCAGGCCAUCUUUUGCUUCUUCUUUACGCUUUCGUCGCGUUUCAUUUCCACUCCUUUCUCCUCGUUCCGCUCUCUGCUUUUCCGGCUUGUCAGAGACUAUGGAUUGUGGUGGUGGUGGUCCAUGCGUGUUUCCUUUGCACCGUUGCAAAACCAUUCACCUGGUCAGGCACGGACAGGGGAUCCACAAUGUGGAGGGAGACAAGAACUACGACGCAUACAUGAAGUCUGAAUAUUUUGAUGCGCAUAUUACGCCGUUGGGCUGGCAAGAGGUUGACAAUUUGCGAAAGCAUGUUCAUGAUUCUGGGAUUAUGAAGAAGAUUGAUCUAGUCAUAGUAUCUCCUUUAUUGAGGACACUACAAACUGCUGUUGGAGUGUUUGGAGGUGAGGGCUACACAGAUAGAACAGACGUGCUACCUCUUAUGGUGGAAAAUGCAGGAAACAGCAAUCGUGCUGCAAUUUCGAGUCUGAAUUGCCCUCCUAUUGUUGCUUUUGAACUUUGUCGGGAACGUAUGGGGGUUCAUCCCUGCGACAAAAGAAGAAGCAUCAGCGAGUAUCAAUCUCUAUUUCCUGCAAUUGAUUUUUCACUGAUCGACAGUAAUGAGGAUACUUGGUGGAAGACCGAUGUUAGAGAGACAAAAGAAGAAAUUGCAUGUAGAGGGCUGAAGUUCAUGAACUGGUUGGGGACAAGAAAAGAGAAGGAGAUAGCAAUUGUGACGCACAGAGCAUUUUUGUUUCAUACUCUAGGUGCUUUUGGAAAUUACAGCCAUCACUUGGAGAAGAAGGAAUUAUCAAAGCCAUCGGGUGAUGUUCAUGGAACUGGCGCGUCUAUGUGUGCAGCGUGUGACAGGAUAGGAUGCCCUAACCACAGCAAUUCAGGCAAAGAGACCUUCGGGAUGCUUAAAAGGUUCUGUAGAAAUUUUCGUUUUACUCGGAAUAUGCGGCAUAUGUAUUUUAUAUUUCACAAAUUAUGCUUAAAAUUGCUUAUGAAAUACUUGUCCAACCAACUCAUUAUUAAAUGAGUUAUGACAAUUUACUGCGACAUGACAUGUAUCAUGUUCGCUUGUGAUUAUAAAGACUUAUGGUAGGUUAAUGAAUAAUAACUCAAUUAACGAUAGAGGACACAAAAUGACCCGUUUUGACCUUACUUACUAUU
Messenger RNA from Vigna radiata var. radiata (mung bean), 1262 nucleotides. Its product is annotated as phosphoglycerate mutase-like protein 1. Gene Ontology annotation, cellular component: cytoplasm. The transcript has 10 exons. The coding region runs from base 67 to 1128 and encodes 353 amino acids. NCBI's taxonomy places the organism in Eukaryota, Viridiplantae, Streptophyta, Magnoliopsida, Fabales, Fabaceae. Gene Ontology annotation, molecular function: phosphatase activity. The record is from RefSeq and is a predicted model, not a curated record.